AUGACAAGAAGAGAUACUGCUGUCGCAGCAGCAGCGACGGCGGCGGCCCUCGUCGUAAUGGCUGCAUCGUCCAUGGCGGCUACACCAGGAGGAAGCGAGAUCGUCGGCUCGUCCGCCGUCUCAGGCAUGAUGCUCUUCAACAGCGCCCCAGGCAAAGUCAUCAUCCUCGACAAGACCGAAGGCAAUGCAGCCCGCAUCAACGGCCAUCCUGCUUGGGGAGAGGAGUGGGACACCGAGGCUCGCACCAGUCGUCUGAUGAACGUCGUCACCAACACGUUUUGUGCAGGCGGUAUGUCGCUCGGCAACGGCACCUGGGCUGUCUUUGGAGGCAAUGAGAACGUCGGGCCCGGAGGCAACUCGACCACCCCACGUUUCAGCACCACAGCGCCUUACUAUGAUGGCGAUGGAGGCGCUGCUGCUCGUUUCUACACUCCCAAUUCUCAGGGCACCUCCGAUUGGGAUGAUGGUAACCACUACAUGCAGAGGCGCAGAUGGUAUCCAACUGUCGAAGCUCUCGGUGAUGGCACGCUCUGGAUAGGAGGCGGUGAAGACUAUGGAGGUUACGUUGCAGACGAAGGACAGAACCAACCCAACUUUGAGUACUGGCCGCCAAGAGGCGCCGCCAUCAACAUGGACUUUCUUACCCAGACUUUGCCAAUGAACCUGUAUCCUUUGGCGUGGCUCAUGGCAUCCGGUCGCUUGUUUGUCCAGGCAGGGCAGGAUGCGAUCCUGUACGACUUGGAGAGCAAUUCGGUUGCCAAAGGUCUUCCGUCCACCACGGGACCCAUGAAAGUUUACCCGGCUUCAGCGGGCGUAGCUAUGUUGCCACUGACACCCGCGAACAACUAUUCGCAAGAGGUGCUCUUCUGUGGCGGCGUGCAGCGACCGCUUAACGAAUGGGGUAACGGUGCGGGUCCUCUGUACAACCCACUUCCGUUUGCGGCAAGCAAGGUGUGCGAGCGCAUCACGCCCGAGGCCGACAAUCCGACGUGGGAGCAGGACGACGAUCUGAUCAAUGGUCGAUCUAUGGGCACUUUUGUCUAUCUGCCCGACGGAAAGCUGUGGUUUGGACAAGGGGUGCGUAUGGGUACCGGGGGCUAUUCAGGUCAGCCUUACAACAAGAACAUUGGUAUUUCGUUGGGCGACCAACCGGACUUCCAGCCGAUGCUCUACGAUCCUUCAGCGGCGAAGGGCUCGCGUUUUUCGACAACUGGCCUAGCGCAGAUGCAGGUGCAAAGGAUGUACCAUUCGACCGCCAUCUUGCUCGAGGACGGCUCCGUGCUCACUUCCGGCUCCAACCCUAACGCCGACGUUUCGCUUAGUAACGCAGCCAACUACACCAACACCGAGUACCGUCUGGAGCAGUGGUACCCGUUGUGGUACAACGAGCCCAGGCCUACGCAGCCCAACGUCACUCAGAUUGCUUACGGUGGUGGUUCCUUUGACGUGCCGCUCUCUGAAUCGGACCUCUCGAACAACAUUACCAACAUCAAGACAGCCAAGAUGGUUAUUAUUCGGUCCGGAUUCGCGACACACGGUGUCAACUUUGGACAGCGCUACCUCGAGCUCAAUUCGACCUACACUGCCUUUCAGAAUGGCAGCGUUGGAGGCACGCUGCACGUGUCCAACAUGCCGCCUAACGCUAACCUUUUCCAGCCUGGGCCGGCCAUGGCAUUUUUGGUAAUCAACGGUGUGCCUUCCCACGGUCAGCACGUAAUGAUCGGCACUGGCCAGCUGGGCGACCAGAAUGUGAUGGCUUCGACGGUGCUUCCUGCCUCACAGGAUCCACCAGCACCGAGAACGGGUAGUAGUGGAUCUGGCUCGAAAGGAUCCAACGGCUCGAAUGGAUCCAACGGUACUCUGAAGGACUCGCCCAAUGGUGCCGUUACCCUGUCGACAGGUCUCUGUGCCAGUGUAUCCUUUGCUGCAGUGCUGACGGCCUUCGCCCUGUUUGCUUGA
Mycosarcoma maydis (corn smut) is the source of this 1959-nucleotide messenger RNA. RefSeq names its product glyoxaloxidase 3. Bases 1 to 1959 code for a protein of 652 amino acids. The transcript has a single exon. The record is from RefSeq and is a predicted model, not a curated record. Lineage: Eukaryota; Fungi; Basidiomycota; Ustilaginomycetes; Ustilaginales.